CGGAAUAUAACAUGUACAUAGCGUGCUUUUUAAACAAGAAAUAAUUGAAUAAGAAUUUGAUAACUGUUUAUUCAAUACUCCUAUAAAUUACUAUUUUAUAAGUUUUUUUAAAAAACAGAUCACUAUUUACAUGUAAUAGCGUGUUAAUGACUUUCUGUUAUAAGUAAAUUUUGACAUUUAUGUGAACGUUUUUAUUAUAUUGAUUGUGAGUUAACCUUUUAAAAUGCGGCGUAAAAGUGAACGAAAUAAGGCGCGGUCUCCCGAGAAAAAACCCGAAAAAUCUAGCCGCAGAACUAGACGUAGGAGAGGCUCUCCUGAAACCGACGAAGAACAUGGAAGUGAUAAUGAGACACUGCAAAAUGUUAAGACGCAGCCAGAAGUAGUAUCAAAGAAUCCUUCUACCGACAGUAAAGAUUCUGUCAGUAAUUCAGACGGGGAAUCUAAGGGGCAAUCAGUUUGGCAAGUAAAAUCCGCUGAUGCUCCCGCGGAUUCUGAAGUAACUGUAGAACUUAAGACAGAACUAAAAGAUGAAGCUUCUGAAGAACCACAGACUGUUGAAGAUAAACCAGUAAUUAAAGUCGAAGAGGCAAUACAUGUCCAAGAAGGUACCAAAAAUGAUGAAACAAUUAAGGAUGAAAUACAUACGACCGAAGCAAAUGAAACACUUGAGAGCUGUUCAAAGGAUCCUGAAAUUUCAGAAAUAAAAUCAGAAAUACAAGAGAACUCUGAGGUUGAUAAACUUUCUAAAAACUCUUUAUCCAAGAGUUCUCCACAAGAUUCUGAUGCCAUUCAGGAAAAUCUAGUGCCUGAAGCAGUAAAACCUGAAAUUCAUGAGGCAAAACCUAUAAUUGAAGAUGUAGUACCACAAGCUACUCAGGAAAAUGCUACUGCUCAGGUUAUAGAGUCGGAACAUGUUCAAGAAAACGUUGCAUCUCAAGAUAAUAAGCCAGAGCUUGUUCAGGAAAACAAUGUGACUCAACAUAUAGAGCCAGGAGAAAUUGUUGAGCAUAGUAAUACAAUAACAAAUAAUAAAGUGAGUUCUUCAGAAAAUAAAGAAAUAAUGCAACAAACUGAAUCAUCGUCCAGUUUAAAUGAUUCAGAAAAGGUUACAAGAAAACGGAAAUGGGGCAGCAAAAAUUCUGCCACAUCUGAGAAGAAAGAAAAAAGACCUAGAACUAAUUCCAAGUCUGAAGAAAGGAGAGAAAAAUUAUUAGAAGAUAAAUUAGAUAUGACAGCUAUGGAUUAUGAAGCUGAUGAUCCGCCAUCAGAUAAGAAUCUGAACAUGGAGAAAGAGAAGAUAAGAAAAGAAGUAGGUCACGAAAAUCUGAAUCAGAUAGAAAUGAAAAAUCUGAUUCUGACAGAAAUCAAUAAUGCUGCGUGCACCAACAACGCGCCUCCAAUGAAGAUAUUCCGUAGCCGAAGAGUUCUUCUCAGUGAUGGUACUGAAAGAGAUGCAGGCAUUGUGGUUGAUUCCUCCGGAAGAAUAAAAAGUGUAAUUUCAGGAGAAGAAGUGGAAAGGAUAGCUAACGAAACUAAAGUUGAGGUGUUGGACUACGGUCAAUUUUCAAUAUGGCCAGGUGUGAUAGACUCUCAUGUGCACGUCAACGAACCAGGAAGAGAAUCCUGGGAAGGAUACACCACAGCUACUAAAGCAGCAGCUUGGGGCGGGAUUACCACAAUAGUAGACAUGCCUUUGAAUUCCAUCCCACCUACAACUACUGUAGAGAAUUUGAGAACAAAAGUGAAUUCAGCCUGUGGUAAAACGCAUGUUGAUGUCGCUUUCUGGGGAGGCGUGAUUCCUGGCAAUGCGCACGAAUUGUUGCCACUUAUCAACGCCGGAGUAAGAGGAUUCAAAUGUUUUACAAGUGAAAGUGGUGUCGAUGAGUUUCCACAGGUUACUAAAAAUGAUCUGGAAAUGGCUCUAAAAGAGCUCCAGAAAGCAAAUUCCGUACUUCUGUACCAUGCCGAAUUACCCGCUCCUCAAGAAAAUGUUACAAGCAAUGAAACUGAAAAGUACAUGACUUACCUGAAAACACGACCUCCAAGUAUGGAAGUAAAUGCUAUUGAUAUGAUUAUAGACCUCACAAAAAAAUAUAAAGUUAGGUCUCACAUAGUGCAUCUAUCAGCAGCAGGUGCUUUACCGCAAUUGAAAAAAGCGCGCUCAGAGAACGUUCCACUUUCGAUUGAAACUUGUCAUCAUUACUUAACCUUUGCUGCUGAAGAUGUUCCAGAUGGACAUACUGAAUACAAAUGCGCUCCACCAAUUAGAGAAGAAAGUAAUCAAGAAAAAUUAUGGCAAGCUUUGGAAAACAGAGAUAUUGAUAUGGUAGUCAGUGAUCAUUCUCCAUCACCUGCUGCACUGAAAGGCCUGUGCAAUGGUUGUCAUCCUGAUUUCCUAAAAGCUUGGGGUGGAAUUGCUGGUAUGCAGUUUGGAUUAUCUUUAUUAUGGACCGGUGCUUCUAAAAGAGGCUUUAAAGCUCAUGAUGUAUCUCGUUUAUUAUCUGCGGGACCUGCGAAAUUAACUGGACUGGAUGGCAUAAAAGGACAAAUCAAAGAAGGCUUGGAUGCUGAUUUAGUAAUUUGGGAUCCUGAGGAAGAAUUUAAGGUCACUAAAGACAUAAUCCAACACAAGAAUAAAGAAACACCAUACUUAGGAAUGACGUUGAAGGGCAAAGUUCAUGCAACUGUUGUACGAGGAGACUUUGUUUACCGUUUCCAGAACAAUAACGUUACUAAAUAUUUUGCCUAUCAUUAUUAUCAAAUUAAACGUGUCCUUAAUUUCAUAAUUUACAAUCAAAUACAUGUUGAAAUACGCGCGCAAAUUCUACCGUACUUUCUUACUUUGGCACCACUGCAAUCGUCCAUUUUGUUUUUAACAAGCCGAGCGGAAUAUAACAUUGAACGAAAUAAGGCGCGGUCUCCCGAGAAAAAACCCGAAAAAUCUAGCCGCAGAACUAGACGUAGGAGAGGCUCUCCUGAAACCGACGAAGAACAUGGAAGUGAUAAUGAGACACUGCAAAAUGUUAAGACGCAGCCAGAAGUAGUGUCGAAGAAUCCUUCUACCGACAGUAAAGAUUCUGUCAGUGAGAUUCAAAAACUAAAGAUAUGCUUACAAAGACCGUCCUCUAGUGAACGAAGUCCUAGGAAGCAUCAUGGAUCAAGUCAGGAAUCAGCAGAUUCCAGUGAAGAUAUAAGAAAAAAGCGUUCGAAAAAACAUUCUCAUUCUAAAGAUGAAUGUAGUGAUAAUAAAGUUGAAAAACAAGCUGAUCAAACAGUUGAUCCCGAUGCUAAUAAUUCUGAACCAAAAGAAUCUGCAGUUGUAAAAGAUGAAGUCACAGAAAAUAUUAAAGUAGAGGAAAUUUCUAAUAAUAAAGAAGGUGAUAAUAAUGAUAUUUCUAAUAAAGAUGAGGUUAAAAAUGAAGAAGUAACUGUAGAACUUAAGACAGAACUAAAAGAUGAAGCUUCUGAAGAACCACAGACUGUUGAAGAUAAACCAGUAAUUAAAGUCGAAGAGGCAAUACAUGUCCAAGAAGGUACCAAAAAUGAUGAAACAAUUAAGGAUGAAACAAAAACGACCGAAGCAAAUGAAACACUUGAGAGCUGUUCAAAGGAUCCUGAAGUUACAGAAAUAAAAUCAGAAAUACAAGAGAACUCUGAGGUUGAUAAACUUUCUGAAAACUCUUUAUCCAAGAGUUCUCCACAAACAACAAGUAAUGAUCCUGAUUCCAUUCAGGAAAAUCUAGUGCCUGGAGCAGUAAAACCUGAAAUUUAUGAGGAAAAACCUAUAAUUGAAGAUGUAGUACCACAAGCUACUCAGGAAAAUGCUACUGCUCAGGUUAUAGAGUCAGAACAUGUUCAAGAAAACGUUACAUCUCAAGAUGAUAAGCCAGAGCUUGUUCAGGAAAACAAUGUGACUCAACAUAUAGAGCCAGGAGAAAUUGUUGAGCAUAGUAAUACAAUAACAAAUAAUAAAGUGAGUGCUUCAGAAAAUAAAGAAAUAAUGCAACAAACUGAAUCAUCGUCCAGUUUAAAUGAUUCAGAAAAGGUUACAAGAAAACGGAAAUGGGGCAGCAAAAAUUCUGCCACAUCUGAGAAGAAGUCUGCGAUAGCGAUCUCUACAGAUUCUUUGAAAAAUCUAAUAUCUGAUGUAAAACCUUUGCCACUUAAUGAAGUUCUUUUGGAAGAAAAGAACCAAAAAAUAGCGGUUGAGGAAACUAGAAAAAAUAGGACUGAUUCAAAAUCCGUAGAAAAAAGACCUAGAACUAAUUCCAAGUCUGAAGAAAGGAGAGAAAAAUUAUUAGAAGAUAAAUUAGAUAUGACAGCUAUGGAUUAUGAAGCUGAUGAUCCGCCAUCAGAUAAAGAAUCUGAACAUGGAGAAAGAGAAGAUAAGAAAAGAAGUAGGUCACGAAAAUCUGAAUCAGAUAGAAAUGAAAAAUCUGAUUCUGACAGAAAUCAAGUAAGGUCUAGAAGAAGAAUUUCCAUUAAUGAGAAUGUUCCAGAAAAGAAAGCUAAACAGAAUUCAACUCAGAAACCUAGUGAAAUACUGUAUAUUACAAAUCUUGUGAGGCCAUUUACAGUUUUACAAUUGAAAGGACUACUUGCAAGGACGGGGAAAUUAAUAGAAAAUGGUUUCUGGAUUGAUAAUAUUAAAUCAAGAUGUUUUGUUCGAUAUGAAAAUGAAGAUCAAGCAGUUGAAACACGUCAUGCAUUGCAUGGUACAAGGUGGCCUGCAUCAAAUCCAAAAUUAUUGCAAGUAGAGUUUUCUACAAGUGAAGAAAUGGAAAAAUGUUUGAGUUCAUUACCUCCUCCGCCACCAAGUGAUAAUAUAAGAAGGACUAUAGAUAGUGAUAAAGUUGCAAUGGCAUGGCUAACAGAACAGAAUUUUAAAGAUGAAAGAACUAGGGAUAGGGAUGCAUUAAGGGAUAGGAAGCAGGCAGUGCGAGAAUGGGAUUUAGGUAAGCAUGAUCUCGACUCGACUGACAAUUCAGAGAAAUUUUCCAGAGAUGUUCCAGUAGAAUAUCCCAAAGAAGCAGUCGGAAGAGAUAGGAAGGAUGAUAGAUUUGAUAAUAGAGAUAAGAGGCGCAGCAGGAGUAGAUCUCCAGUUCGUAGGUUUAAAAGAAAAGAGGAUGAAGCACCAGCAAAGAGGUUGGAUGAUCUUUUUAAGAAGACUAAAGUUACUCCUUGUAUAUAUUGGCUUCCUUUGACUCCUGAGCAGAUUGCUGUGAAGGAGGAAAUGCGUCGACAGCAUAUGGCUGAACAUGAAAGACGCAAAGAGGAAAUUCGUAAACAAGAAAGAGAAAGAGAGAAAGAAAGACAAUCACGAAGGGAUAACCGUAGAAAUAGCUCAUCGAGAGAUAGAAAUAGACGUAACAGUAGCAGAAGUAGAGAUAGAAAUAAUCAUUAAUAACUUGUUGAGAAGAACAAUCAAGUUUUUCAAGCCUUCACAUAAUGAAAGUGCUAUUUAGUUUAUUUGGAAACCAAAAAAGGGGUUGAAAUAUUGAUCCAUUACUCACUUAGACUGCGUUGAGGUACUAGGUGGAAUUCUAUAUAUAUAUAACAUUAUGUAUUUUUCAGAAUAUUCUUCUAACAGCCGACUCAAGAAAAAGGUUUGCAUAUACACAAUAAUUUUCUAGAAUAUUCACUUAUCCAAUGCCCUUUUUUUUAAAUAAUUUUAUACUAAGACUAAUAGUAAAUUCUUGUUAACUUGGAAGCUGAUUAUAUUUUAGAUGUAUUGCUUUUUUAACACUUAGUUUUUAAACUUACUGUUAUUAAUCAAUUGAAAAGUAAUUUAUUUUUCUGAUGAAUUUAAAAAGGUUAUAAAAUACUUGAUUGUAAUUAGGGUUUUCUCAAAAUUAUUCUUAGCUAACGUCUAAUAUUAACAUCGUAUCCCAGAUUUUUUUUUGUUAAAUUGUUGAUUCUAGCAAUGUUUUUAAAAAUUCACCCGCAAGCAGUUCAGGUCGACAAAAUAUGUUUCUUAAGGAUUUUUAAUUGAUUUCAUCAGGAAUUGUUAAUAUAAUUGGGCCAUCGAAAGUCUCGGAUUAGACAUCAGAAUCAUAUAUGCAAUGAUUGUCUUCAGGAAAGAUUACUGUAUGUACAUAAAGCGUGCUUGAUGCUGAUAUAUCGUGACCAGAUAAUGUGCUGUAAAAUGAAGUUGAAUUGUGCAACUUAUUAGAACCAAUUGUUUUUUCAAACAAAAGCAUUAAAAUCAAUCAAAUGUGACAUGGUGCAUUAGUAACUUAAAUUUUAAACAAAUGUUAAGUCGCACAUGUCAUAAGUAUCACAUUUAUUGUGAUUAAACAUUGGAUGUGGAUGAAAUUACAAGAAGUCAUGAUAAAUUGUAAAUGACUUGGUGAAAAUCGAUUAUUUAUCCUACAUAUAAACAUUGGAGAAAGACUAAAUUGUUUUCUGCAAAAAUUAUCUGUGGAAAAGAAUGUGACAAAAUAGUUUUGUUGCUGGUGGAAUUAUGAUGUAAAAACCUGUGGGAUCUUACAAACAUUGCUGUCAAUUGACAUUUUGUAUGAUAUAUAUUUUAUGAUUAUGAAGCCAACAGUGAAAUUGCUGUAUUUUCUAUUUAAUAUGAAUCAUGUGAAAAUUUAUAACCAUCUACAUGUAACACUUCAAAGAAGAACCAAAUAUAAAAAUGGA
This is a messenger RNA of Ctenocephalides felis (cat flea), 6645 nucleotides long. RefSeq lists its product as uncharacterized. Gene Ontology annotation, biological process: purine nucleobase catabolic process; allantoin catabolic process. The record is from RefSeq and is a predicted model, not a curated record. The coding region runs from base 224 to 5404 and encodes 1726 amino acids. The transcript has 16 exons. Lineage: Eukaryota; Metazoa; Arthropoda; Insecta; Siphonaptera; Pulicidae. Gene Ontology annotation, cellular component: cytoplasm. Gene Ontology annotation, molecular function: allantoinase activity; RNA binding; cobalt ion binding.